Molecule: messenger RNA, 354 nt
Organism: Emiliania huxleyi CCMP1516
Lineage: Eukaryota; Haptophyta; Isochrysidales; Noelaerhabdaceae
Exons: 1
Biological process (GO): RNA processing
Cellular component (GO): nuclear exosome (RNase complex)
Source: RefSeq, a predicted model, not a curated record
AUGGCGGAGCCCGACCCCCCGCGUGAGGAGGCUGGGCCGGAGUUCGCUCGCGGCCUCUUCGAUUCGCUUGUACUCGGCACCCGGCUCGGCAACGAGCUCCCUACCGCCGAGCAGCGCGGCUACGCCGAAACCUUUCCGCCCUUCAACCAAGCGAUGGCUCUGUCGGGUGGGCAGCUAAGCGGGAUGAUCUCUGGCUUCAUGGGGCAGCAGGCGCAGCAGGCCGCCGCCGAGCGCUUCGGCCAGCUCGAGGACGCUUCCGACCGCUUCGAGUCAGUCGUCGGCCUCUCGGACCGGCUCCUCGAGCGGGUGGACUCGGACCUGGACGCGGCGCGAGGGCUGAAGAACCACGCGGUG